Messenger RNA from Thlaspi arvense, 189 nucleotides. The record is from the annotation of a GenBank genome assembly. Lineage: Eukaryota; Viridiplantae; Streptophyta; Magnoliopsida; Brassicales; Brassicaceae.
AUGAUUUCAGUGGUGAUUAUUACUGAGCUACUAGUGGAGUACACGACGGCUCUCGCUAAACUCACCGCCGGGAUUCUCCCACGGCGUACCGGCGAUAGAAACGCCGUACGGAUCGGUGGUUUCCUCCUUCCCGCUCCUUCACCGUCUUCGAUGAUUCCUGAUUUCUCCUCUCACCUCGUCGAUUUCUGA